GUUGUUUAUCACGGCAAAUAACUAUAGGAGGCGUAUAUAUAUAUGAUAUCUAAGGAACAUCAACUGAAAAGAAAACCCGAAGUCAGGACCGGCAGGUAGAUGUUUUUGUGAUGGACUUAAGACUUGCGUAAAUUGCAAUACUUUUCCUUUUUGAGGGAUGUUGCAACGACAAUACAUGACACUUUUCUAUAGGGUAAUUUUGGGUCUACCACUCACCACAUCAACUUAUUCCAGUUUGGUUUGUAUGCAAAACUUCUCCAUAUUCCUUCUCUUCUUUUUCAAUUCGUUUCAACUUUGUUCCUUAAUUAGUAUGUGAAUCUUAGUACUCUAAUGAUCCAAAUACUCUACCUUCAAACUUCUUUUCGAGUACAGUAUUUAUUAACAUAUAUGUCAGGUUAACCGACGUGUAAAUCUUUAGAACUUUUACUUCUCCAUUAGCUAACCUCUCAUAUGAAGAUAUACUUCAUCUUUAGUUAUCUCUCUGCAGAAAAAACGUUAGACGAGUGUGGAGUCAAUGAAAGCUCACACUAUUAUGGGUAACGAUCUUGAGCGUAACGAGGGUAUUGUAUUUUUUUAAAAAGGUUGAAUUGUAACAUUCCUGUUUUUAGUAUAUGAAAAUGUUUAAAGAUAAUUGAUUUGGCUACCUAUGUUACCGAAAUGCAUUUAUCUUUUCCGUCACAAAUCCGUUUAAAACUCCAAGGUUAAGCGUGUUUGAGCUGGAGUAGUGGAAUGAUGAGUGACCUAUCGGGAAGUGAUUCCCGAUAUCGUGCGAGUAAGACCAAAGCACGAGGAAAUGUCAUAUGGUGAUUGCAUGGUCAGUAAACACUGAUUUCAUAUAUUCAAAAAAUUAAUGCACCGUCAGAUGGGAUGGAGGCCACAUGCCAAGUUAGCAAAUGUGGGUGGUCCAUUAGCCGUGGGCUAGCGGAACGUUACAGUAACAUAAAGAACGAAUAUUCACUUUGAUCAAAAGAAAAAAAGAACGAAUAUUCACGGUACGUAAACUGAAUCAACAUACUAGUUAUUCGUUCAUUAUAUCUACGUAUUAUGGUUUGCAGUGGUAUACGCGUGUUUAAAGGUCGAUAACCCUUUUUGUUACGUAACAACCUUCUUUCAUCAAAAUAUCCUACCCAAUUUCAUUCACGGCAAGUAUGCGCAUGUUCAUGUAUUGAUAGAGUUUAACAGAAAAGUGCAAAUCCAUGAAUUUCAAAUACAAGAAAAUGAUAAAUCAGACAAACACCGUGUCGGACCAGCCCGAAGAUAGCGGGUGUCUGAGCUAUAGCUUUCAUAUUAAAUAUGGACUGUGGACUGGUAACGCAUUAUAUGCGCUUUUUCCAUGCUUCUCUGUCAUAUAAAUAAUUGGAAAAGAUAUUCACGCAAUCAUAUGUCUCAUCAGUAGGUCACAUUAUGUCAAGAUGGUGUUGCUAUAUACGACUAAAUAGUAAAUAGUCAUGAAGCUCUAGGAUACUAUCAACAAAGCACCACGGACCUGACGUUUAACAGUAGCUUUUUGGACAAAUACCUUUCUCUAUUCCCACAUGUUUCCUUUUUUAAUGUCGACUGCUAUUUUUGAUUAUGGUAAGUGUUCUUUUUAAAAACGAUUAUUGUUGAUAUGAGGUGAUCAAAAGAAAAAAGUUUAAACAUAUAAAUAGUCAUACUUAAGUUUCCAAUGGUUUUUAUAUUUUUAAAACUUAGUUUAUUAUUUUUUCUAUUAGAAAAGUAAUACCUCUCCAAAAUGACCUAAAAUAUCAAAAGUCCUAUUGUGGAAAAUAAAAAUUAAAAAUGUUUUUUUUUUUUCAAUUCUCCUGAUGAUUAAUGAAAUACAUAAAACGUGGACAGUUAACGUCUUAGAUUUAUGAGUUUCUUUUAUAUCUUUAUUAGAAAUCAUUUAAACAAAUUUGAUAGUUUUGUUCAAUCAGAUUUAUGUGACUACAAACAACUUGUGUAUCACUACUGCUCAAUUCCUAACUAUCUAAGAUCUACUAAUGCAACAACAGUUGCUUCACGCACAAGUAUCUCAUUCACCGCGAACCCUAAACCGUGAAACUCUUCUUCAAGUGUGCUCUCUUAACUUCACAUAAAACGGCUAACUUCACAAGUAUCCAUAAGUGUUCCAAAAAGGGUAUCCAUAUAAACUAUUUGUGUAUUGAAGAUAACAAAAGGCUCUAAACUCUAAAGGGAUUAUAAUCCGGAUCGGAUCCUUAUUUUUGGACUUGGAAAUGGUACCAAACUUGUCCUGAAGAGUAAAGAGUAUAACUCAUAAUCGAAGUGUGUUUUAUUGGUCGUCUUGGUUGAGUUCUACUCCAUAGUCGAUGUUAAUUUUACAGAAGGUGAAAAACAAAAGAAGACUAAUUAAAACUUACAGACGGAAACAACUUUUGUGGAAAAUUCAAAGCGAAGAAAACCAACUCGGCCACAUGGUUUGGUCUCCUAUGCUCACUUAAUCUUCCUUAUCUUCUUUACACCAUUCCUCUUUAUAUAUAUACCACAUCUCACAUGUCUAUAAUCGAACACAUAAUUUUCUGAGAACCCACAAAACCGGAGAACAAAAAAUCGAAACGGAACCUAGUUUGUUAUCAUGGCCAGACAAAGAAUGAUCACAGUUGAGUCGCCAAAGAAGAAGAUGGGUGGAAUUGUGAAGCUCAAGAAUGUUGUAGAAAAGUUGGUGCAGAUCAAAGGCUUUUCCUCGGCCAAGAAACAUUGUUCCGACGAAUACGGCCGUGACCGUGUCCCAAAAGAUGUGAAGGAAGGACAUUUUGCGGUGAUAGCCGUUGAUGGAUAUUAUGAGCCUACGCAAAGAUUUGUUGUUCCAUUAAUGUUUCUAGAACACCCGAUGUUUAGGAAGCUUCUAGAACGUGCGGAGGAGGAGUACGGGUUCUAUCAUGAUGGAGCCCUCAUGGUACCUUGCCGGCCAAGCCACCUCCGGACGAUAUUGACCGAACAGUUAUUGUGCUAGAGUUUUUAGCUGUAAUUAUUAUCAUAUAAGUCUUCUUCAUUUUAAAUGAUAAAAACUGAAUUGGUUAUUAGAGGGACUCUAAAGCUUUCUUGUAAUUCAAGCUUUUAACUGACGAAUAAUUUGUCUCCUCACACCUCAAACUUGCAUAAUUGCAUUACGAACAAUUAAGAUGCAAAUUGUCCGGGGAUCGAAGAUGUGAUAUACAGUCUUAAUCUGAAGAACAGAUGAUCUAAGACCCCGUGCAUUUUAAAUAAGUUCAUAUUUUAAAGUAACUGAUUAAAGUGUGUUAUUUAGUGGUCUUAAUUUCGAAUUUGACUCUUGUAUCAUUACGCUUGAAACGGUAGUUUUUAAAACUUACUCUCAUCUUUUUCAACGAUUUUUUGUUUUUGUUUUUGUUCACCCUAAAAUAAAAUGAAAAUGUUCUCACUACUAUUGAUUAUGGGACUUAUUGGCGCGUAGAGAACAAUACUGUUUGUUAUUGUGACCCUAAAAUAAAAGAAUCUAUUCUUCUAUUGUUUCAAUGAAAGAUAUUAUGUUGUAAAUUUGCUC
This is a messenger RNA of Brassica rapa (field mustard), 3502 nucleotides long. RefSeq names its product auxin-responsive protein SAUR50. The record is from RefSeq and is a predicted model, not a curated record. Lineage: Eukaryota; Viridiplantae; Streptophyta; Magnoliopsida; Brassicales; Brassicaceae. Gene Ontology annotation, biological process: response to auxin.